Molecule: messenger RNA, 8073 nt
Organism: Anopheles stephensi (Asian malaria mosquito)
Lineage: Eukaryota; Metazoa; Arthropoda; Insecta; Diptera; Culicidae
Product: signal-induced proliferation-associated 1-like protein 2
Exons: 4
Coding region: 1118-6649 (1843 amino acids)
Biological process (GO): regulation of small GTPase mediated signal transduction; activation of GTPase activity
Cellular component (GO): cytoplasm
Molecular function (GO): protein binding; GTPase activator activity
Source: RefSeq, a predicted model, not a curated record
AACGUCGAAGUGUGCGGAUGUGUCCGUGUUGGUUCCCGCGCUUAAGUUCGGUACGCGUUCAACAGUCUCUUUUUUGGGUGCGUUUGUUGGUGAACAAUACAGUGCGAUCACUUUUGAUGCAUUUCUUGUGAAAAACCGAUUGUUUCGCGAACGUGUUGUUUUGAUUUUCCACCAGUGAAAACGGCGAUCUGAAUUGUGCCUUUUUUGUGUAAAGCAUCGCAAAUAGCCACACACACACAUACAUACAUAAGCGCACGUCCGGUUGUGCUGAAGAAUUCCAGCAGUGAAAAGCAACAAGUUACGGCGGUGCAGUAUGAAGAAGUAGAAGAGAUGGUUUCAGAACGCGAGGCUCCUGUAGCUGUGUAGUGAGAAAAGUGGUGCGUUCUGGUACGGAAAACCGGUAGAAGAAAAGCGAUGGCUACUCAGUUUAUAUGACGAAUGUGAUCAUCUGCAUUUGUUGGUGAUUGUGGUGUGCUAAGUGUGUUCCGAUUAACACCAAUCUUUUUCGCCCUUUUCGCACGCGGUUUGUGAAGGUGGUUCUGGAAGAAGGUUUUUAGUGUUUCUACUGCACACAUACACACGCAAAUAAAAGUGCAUCCUGGCUCCCUCCCCCAAUAGAAGCAUGCGAAAGUGCAAGCAUCCGUAUGCAACUAUCAAACGACGACAACGAUACGGCCAGCGAGAAUAAGUAGCGCAGAAAAGCGCAUCGGAAGUUCAUACACAGGCAAGAGUGAAAAUAUUAAGCAAAUUGAGUUUAAGAAAAAGAGUGUAAAAGAAUAUUACCCUCCGUUUGGCAGGCAGUUGUGAUUUAAAGCGAAAAAGAAGUGUACUACGUGCAAAUAUCGACGAUCUAAUUAGAUUUUUUGGUGUCGUGUAACGCGGGCGAAAGAAAGAAGAAUCACACAGUGAAAGAAACCGUGGCGUUCCCGAUCGAAAGCUGCUAAAAACCUCCCGGAUAUAAUAAAGUGCCCGGCGAUCUAUUCUCGCUCCCUUCCUUCAUUGUUGCGCGAAGGCUAGAAGAGGACAGCAAAUCUGGCUCUGUUCUGUGUUCCGGUGAAGCAGCGCUUAUCGUCGGAUUCUUCGGAUGUUGUGAAUGUAAGUCGCCAGUACACUUUGCAUGUAUCAUAGAACCAGAGCUUCCUCCGUCCAUUAUCCGAUCGCUAAGAAGACCAAGGACUCUAGCAAUGGGAUGAUAAAUCUGGCGGAGGUCGGAGGUCCACCACCUCACAUAAACGGCGGGCCAGCGGCUGGCUUACCGCACAUGAUGCCAACACCGGUAGUGGCCGGUGCCGGUAUCGCCAUGAUGGGUCAACAUCAUCAACAGCAGCAACAACAGCAACAACAGCAGCAGCAGCAGUCUCAUCCCCAACAGCGUCUCGUUGGUGGAGCACCCCAUCAAUUACCCCCGUCGGGUAUGCAUCAUCCACAUGGUCCACCUCCACCACCACCAGGAGUCGGAAUGGGUGGGCCACCACCUCCACAUCAUCUAACACCGGGUGCCGGUGGUGGUGCGCCCCAGAAUCGUACCUCGGCACGCGAACGAACCAUGCAUGCUGUUGAGUACUACAAAAGCAAUGUCCGGCGAGCACGUGUCGAGGCUGGUUUGGCUCGGAAUUCGCUCCACGAGCGAUACUCCUACGUCCAGCGACAGAUGGCCACGAUGGGAAACGGGAAUGGCGUGCUCGGUACCAAAGUCUCCCCUCACGGGCAUACCGAUCAUCUGUACCGAAGCAAUUCGAGCCUGGAGCUGAUACACGACCACGGUGGUGCCGGCGGAAUGCCAGAUCACCUUCAUCCAGGCGGUGGAACGAAUCUGAGGCGCGAGUACGGUAGCCACGGUUCAAUCGAUGUGAUCUCAUCCGACCGACAUCCGCACCAUCACCAUCACCAUCCGGGUCAGGGUGGUGCACCGAGUGCAGGCGAAAGCUUUCUUACGAUGCUGCAAGAGUAUCAACCGUUUGGGCUGGAUGGGUCCUCACUACUGUACUCGCUAAACAAACAUCACACAGGGCAUGGCGGCCACGGGGGUGCCAAUGGAGGUACUGUUGCAGCUACGAACCCAAUCACGCUUACCGGUGACGAUGUGGUCGAUCGAGGUGGCAAUUCCAGUCCGAAGCUGCGGAAUAAGUUUCACCGACUUUGGGGCUCGAGUAACGGAGCCGGCGCGGCUGGAAGCAAUGGUUCGGCUAGUGGGAAACAAUCGCGGCAGGUGGCAAAUGGAGGGCCAGCCACUACGACCGCCUCGCUGGACGAUAGUCAGCUAUGUGCUGCAUUGAACGCUAGUACGAGUUCUACCACCACGACUGUGUCCUCGGCGGAUAUCGAGGAACGACAGCGACGACGAGCGUUUGCUCAUUUCGAUUGCCGCUCCCUGACGGCAAACCUGGGAUACGCAGCGAAAUUGCGAGGAUUUCUUCUGGAGCGCCGACGCAAUACUACCACUGGAGCUUCAGCAGCGGCCACGUACGGAACAAGGUCCUCUACGCCCGAUGGGGAUAGCGUGGACGAGGACUACGGCGAUGGACAGCAGAACGAGCUGUUGGAGAAUUGUCCCUUCUUCCGGAACGAGAUCGGUGGCGAGGAGGAGCGUGAGGUAAGCCUUACACGAAUGGCAUCUUCGACGACGACAACCUCCGGUGGAGCUGGAAGCGGACAGCAACGGCGAGCUAUCCACCGGCCUGCACUUGCAUACGGUGUGUCUGUGCUGGAGUGCGGAGCUAACGAUACUCUCUGGAAAGGUUACACCUGCCCGUACCAGAAAGGACCUCGUCCUAUCGAACAAAUCGACAAUGGAGCGCUCUACUACCGACAGCACUUUUUCGGCCAAGAUCACCAAAAUUGGUUCGGCAUGGACGAACAUCUCGGCCCGGUAGCGAUCUCGAUCAAGAAGGAAAAGAUCAACCCAACGCCAGUGCAAACGCUCGCCCUACACGGCUCAGACGUAGCUCCGACGACAACGCACCCAGCCGAACAGUACCUGUACCGGCUGAUUGUGCGCACCUCGGAGCUGCUUACGUUGCGUGGUUCGGUGAUCGAGGACUCGAUUCCGAAUGCGCGCGGUGCCGGCAAGCACGCCAAUACCAAAGAGAUUCUGGAGUACGUUGCGCCGGAAGUACAAAUCGGCUGUCUGCGGUUGGCCGUCAGCUCGCCCCAGUGCGAGCAGCAGCUGCUGAAGCUGGACGAGCAGGGCCUAACCAACAAGUACAAGGUGGGCAUCCUGUACUGCCGGGCGGGGCAAUCCUCCGAGGAGGACAUGUACAACAACGAGGAGGCUGGUCCGGCGUUCAACGAGUUCCUCGACACCAUCGGACGGCGGGUGCGAUUGAAGGGUUUCGAGCACUAUAAGGCCGGAUUGGACAACAAAACCGACUCCACCGGGACUCAUUCGCUGUACGCGACACAUCAGGACUGUGAGGUGAUGUUUCACGUGUCCACGAUGCUACCGUUUACGCCGAACAAUCGACAACAGUUGCUGCGCAAGCGUCACAUCGGCAAUGACAUCGUGACGAUCGUGUUCCAGGAACCGGGAGCUCUGCCCUUCACGCCGAAAAACAUCCGCAGCCAGUUCCAGCACGUGUUUGUGAUUGUGCGUGCGGUGAAUCCUUGCAGCGAUCAUACCCAGUACCGGGUGGCGGUUUCGCGCUCGAAGGAUGUGCCCGUGUUCGGUCCUCCGGUGAAGGCCGGAUCGCAUUAUCCGCGAGGGAAACAGUUUGCCGACUUUUUGCUGUCGAAGGUGAUCAACGCAGAGAAUGCGGCCCAUCGGUCAGUAAAGUUUGCGAUGAUGGCGAUCCGAACGCGCCAAGAGUACCUUAAGGAUUUGGCCACCAACUACAGCACGGCAACGGUGGUCGAAACGGGACAACGGUUUUCAAUCUUCCCGAGCAAAAAACGCGAACGUCCGACAAAGCCACGCUUCUCGGGCGAUCUUUCGCAGCGGGGUGCCUUCUGUUGGCAGGUGGUAUUGCACGACAGUGGCCAAUCGACGCAGGUCGAUUGCUUCUUGGGCAUCUCGGCGGAAACGUUCGUGCUGAUUGAGGAGUGCACGCGUCAGAUCAUCUUUGUGACUCCGUGCCGGGCCAUUCUCGGGUGGUCAACGAGCCAGAAUGCGCUGCGCGUGUACUACCAUCAGGGCGAGUGCGUGACGCUUAAUAUGCGCGAUACGGGCGACCGAGACGAGCAGCUGGAGGUGAUCGAGCGGUUGCGUGCGGUGACGAAUGGGUGCGGAGCGCUUGAGCUUGGCCUACGAAGGAAUCCGAUGGGACAGCUAGGAUUCCACGUGCAGCCGGACGGUGUUGUGACGCAGGUAGAGAUCUCGGGCCAGGCGUGGGCUGCUGGAUUGCGACAAGGAUACCGCUUGGUGGAGAUAUGCAAGGUGGCUGUAGCGACGCUGUCGCACGAUCAGAUGGUCGAUCUGCUGAAGACAUCCGCACAGGUUACGGUGACGGUGAUUGAGUCGUUUGCCGACUUUACCCCGAGACGUGGUUGCACGCUGCAGAACUGUCGGUUCAAUUCGAUCAACUACGAAAGCGAGUACGACAAUAUGAUGCUGGAGGGUGGCAGCGGCAAUAAGAAUGGUACUAGCGGACAAAGUGGUGGAAAUGGUAGUACCAACAGCAGCAGCAGCAAGAAGGUGGUCCCAGGCGGUCAGCUCCAAUCGUCUGCCAGUCAUCGACGUCGCUAUGAGCGUAACUUUUCCCCGCCACGAUCGAGCAACAGCUCGGGAUAUGGCACGGGAAGUAGUAGUCGAUCGUUUACUGCAGCUGUUGGUGCCGCUGGUCAGCAGGUAGCUGCAGUUGCGCAGCCAAACGGACCGGAUAUGGGUACACUGACGUCCUCCUCGAGUGGCCACUCGUCGAACGAUGAACGCUGGUACGAUGUGCUUGAUCCACCGCAGGAAGCAUCCUCCAUCAUGGCGGGCCCUCCAUCCGUUGCUUCCGAUCCGAGCGUUAACUACCAUCAUCCGAAGCUGACCGCAUCGAGCAAUUCGCUUCCUCUCGCCGGAUCCAGUCCACGGCCGCUUUCGCUGCACAAUGACAGCGGUGGACAGUCACCGUCGCGCAACAACGGAGCAGGCCAAACAGCACCGUCGGGACAAUCGGUGGGACGCGAUAAUUCGGCAAACAUUGCGAUGUUGAAGCGUCUCAUCAUAGCGGAUUCGGCGGCAAAUGGGGCUAUGGAAGGAAACGGAGCACUACAACAGCAGCAGCAGCACCAUGCGGAACCUUUGUACAGUAGCUCGUUGAAGAAUCUUUCCAACCAUCAUCUGCUGAUGACGGCUGCUGGCGGUAACCACGUGGAGGAGGAUGAGCUUUCCCGACACAACUCACCGCAGCUGCGACGAUCCGCUACCACGACCAACAUAUACGGUAUCAAUGGCAAGAAAGCGAACGGCGGUGUGGCCAAUUGCUCGGGCAGCAGUGCUUCGAGCAGCCGGAAUAAUAGUCCACGACCGAAUGGUGGAACUGGGGAAACGGCAAAGCUGCGUAGUGGAGCUGCGUUAAAAGGUGGAGCCCAACAUCAUCCGCAGAGGAACAGUGUAAACUACACGACCGGAAGCACACUGCAGGAAGAUCUGAUGAAGCUGAUCAAUCCGGACUACAUUGCGAACGACGAUAACUUCAACUCGGGCGGUAUGGAGCGUAUGCAGAAGGGACACCAGAACAGCCACAGUCUCGGGAAUAUCGCUAGUUUGGCUGGUGGGCUGAAACCGAUCCCGCAGAAGAGUCGCUCGCGGGAAGGCGUUAAUCUCGGCUCAAAUCAACAGCUUUCGACUGCUAAUGGAAAUGGACUAAAGUUGGCCAAUGGUGGUGGUGGUGGCGGCGGAGGUUCGAACAGCCCGAGUAAUGGUGGUGAGGAGGACGUUAUCUUUACAACGGCUCGCCCUGCGACGGUCAUUUCGUCGACCACGUCCAACAGCUCCAGUCCGGCUAGCGAGCUGCUGCUUGGGAAGCAUCACAUGAACGAGGAUCAUCUGAAGAUGUCGCCUAGCAGGAAGCAGCAGCAACAACAGCAGCAGCAAUUUGUGAAUGGCGGCAUCUUGAAGAAUGGUGGAGGCAAAAUCCCGCUCCCGGACAUGAAGGAGAUGGAUUGGAGCAGUCUGGUGGACACCGCAACCAAAGCAAUGACACAGUUAUCGGAGUCCGUGGCCAAAUCGCAACACCCAGGCAGCAAUGUAUAUUACGACGACAUCAGUCAGGUGCUGAACGGAGUGCACAAUCAGCAUCAGCUGCAGCAGCAGCAACAAACGGGCCACAACGGCGCUAUGAACGGUGGUCCAGCUAACGGAGGCACUGGUGGUGGUGGAUGCAGCAGCGUUAGCGGAACCGGCAGCAGCAUUGGCAGUGGAGCAGACCUUUCCUCCUCAACGCCGAGCUCCGCCUCCCCAGUAUCCACCGGCAGCAGUAACGCCGCCCAACAGCAAGUUCUGAUGGCGCUCCAGAACAGCUCAAGCCUGCCGGAACUUCAGUCCCAGGUGACACAACUUUCCGACCGCGUGCUACGCGAACAGAGGCGCCGUCGAUCGCUCGAGCAUGCCGUGCGCCGGCUAACGGAGGAAAACCGCCGGCUGCAGGACGAAAGCCAGGCAGCUGUGCAGCAGUUGCGUCGCUUUACCGAGUGGUUUUUCCAAACGAUCGAUCGACAAUCGUAAGGGAACAUACGGUAACACAUGUGGCAUGUUCGUCGUGUCUUCCAAAGCGUGAUCAUCUUAUAAAAGGGAAGCAAAAUAUUGACAUUCGUUUUUUUUUUACAAAAUGACCAAAAAUUAUGUACAUAAAGCGCGAACAAAUGUAACAUUUAUAUAUAUAUUAAAGCACACAUAAAUCCUCCCCUUUACUGUACGCUACGUUAGGACCGGUUAGAGUGAUAGAUUGAGCACCAGUAACAAGAGGAAACAGUUAAAAAUUCUUUAAACACAUUUACAUAUACAUAUACAGCGUGUAUUACUCGGGAGAAGCUUUUUUGCUCGGCAGGAGAAAAAUUGAUAUAAGGGCAUGAAACAAAAGCCUUCUUUAUAUAGGAUAUUUGUAGGGGAAUGUAAUGUGACCAAGCUGGAGAAACAGUGUUUCCUUCUUGCAAAUUCAACAGCAAACACCAAUUAUACAUGCUAGGACUUUAGAGGUUAUCUAUAUACACACACACACCAUCUCUUUACAUACAUACAUAUGUACAUGCAACGACGAAAGACAGAGGACGGAAAAGUGCACUAUAAAUCGCGUAGCGUGUGUUUUUGUUGUUGUUUGUAUUAUUCGGCGUAACGAUUUUCGUGGAAAUGUUGUAAGUGGGAGGUGCACGUACGCGCGCACACAUGAUGCUGCUGCAAGCGGAUAAGGACAAAUAAUAUGCCAAAAAUGCCUCUUCGUAUAGUACUGCUAUUAAUACUUCCUCUAUUACUACUUCUACAUUAUGCUAACUUUUUUUUUUGAUUACAUCGCUAUGAUAUGGUAUUUUUGUAUUUGAAUUAUGUGUGUUAUUGUAUAGAAUUCGCAAAGCCUCUAGCUUUCGAUCCUAAUUUAUAAAGACUCUCUAUCUCUCUAUUGAACAUUCUCGGUAUUAAAACUGCAACAAGCAUUAAAGGAAAGCGAAAGCGAACCAGUGUUUGCAUGUUUACGUUACACCAUUUUACAUAUACCGCGGUUUUCUUUUUCCCGGUGCUCCAUGUGUGCAUGGUUAGGCGCUCCUCUUGUGUUGUGUUGUGUUAGUUUUAAGCUUUGCUUUCCCCAUGAAAAAGCAGUCGUGCACCAAACAGUAGUAAGCGUAGUUCAUGUAUAGAUAUAUCAGUUUUUCUUAUGUAAAUCAUCUUAAGUUUUCCACCUUUUCCUAGACUGAACAGGAACAAAAUUAAAAUCCAGCUUGUUUGACUAUUAAAAUUUGUACUUUCGGAAUACUUUCUCAAGCAAAAACCACAACGGUGUGUACAACGUGAACAGUGUAAAGUAUAACUUUUUAGUAUCUCUUAAUUUAUCGGUAAAUGCUAUCACUCUUUAUUCUUGUUAUAAUACAACUAGACCAUAUAAGGCGCGCGCCAUUGCGUGAGUCCGAUGAAGUAAAGUGAAAUAAAAUGUUAAAGAAUAC